AUGACUAGUCUAGAGACUAGUCUGGCACAAUCCGGACUUCAACAAGCACCUGCAGCACCUGAGCCCUCGGGGGCCGAGCAUGAACCAGAGCCUAAAGAAUCCCAGGUGGGGUACGAUCCAAUGGAUGUGGACCUCGAGGCAAUUCCAGAGGAAGAACCAGAAGAGAAAGAACCGAAGUCAGAUCCUGAAGAGCCUGAGGAUGAGCCUGAAGAAGAACCGGAGCACAUACCCGAGUAUGAGCAAUGGAUUGACCUCGAGUUUGUGCCAGAGGAUGAGUUUGAUGAGGAGCCCGUCGAGGAGGAGUGGGACGAAGUUCCAGCGGAAUCAGGUGAUAUAAACAACCCGAUUGAGAUCGAGGCCGAACCGGAGUACUCAGAGAGCAGUCAGUUCAGGGGGAUUCAGAUUCAGAUGAUGAGGAGUUAG
Syzygium oleosum is the source of this 423-nucleotide messenger RNA. RefSeq lists its product as uncharacterized. The record is from RefSeq and is a predicted model, not a curated record. NCBI's taxonomy places the organism in Eukaryota, Viridiplantae, Streptophyta, Magnoliopsida, Myrtales, Myrtaceae. The transcript has a single exon. Bases 1 to 423 code for a protein of 140 amino acids.